Molecule: messenger RNA, 2471 nt
Organism: Saprolegnia diclina VS20
Lineage: Eukaryota; Oomycota; Saprolegniomycetes; Saprolegniales; Saprolegniaceae
Exons: 8
Coding region: 39-2354 (771 amino acids)
Source: RefSeq, a predicted model, not a curated record
GUUUCCCCACACGCCGACGCCAUUUUGUCGCGCCCGGCAUGUACCUCCAGCACGAGAUGUACACGUUCACGUCACGGUCCGUGGCCGAGCCCGAGACGCCGGUCCCGCUUCUCGCGCGGGGCAGCAUGGCGGCCAUGCGCGCGCGCUUCCAGCUCGAUGUUGUGCUCGAGCACGUGCACAUUUCGCACCACGUGCAGCUCACAGACAAGGAGCUUCGCAUCACGUUCCAGCGCGAUGCCAAGCACAUCAACUCGGACCCUGCGAUUUGGAAGAACAACAUGGCCGAGUUCCGACAAGUUGUCGGGCUCCAGUCGACGCUCACACGCGCGGACAGGUCGUCGUCGUCGUCCGCGACCACGUUUGAGCCCAAGCUGUACCACUUCAUCGUCACCUCGCUGCCGUCGCAGACCCAAGUCGCUCACUUUGAGCUCGACAUUGCGCUGUACCUGAACAAGUCGCUCACCUUGUCGCUGCCAGCGCUUCCGUCAUCCAAAGAACCCUCGGCCCGCCUCUCGCUCAACAUCAAGUGCCACAUCGUUGACCGCAACAACAAUCCCACAAAGAAGCAGCGGGCUGACACGGCCACCGCGGCUGACCUUCGCGGCUCGACACGCCUUGUGCGAGAUCCCUUUACGGAUGGCCCAUUGCGCCAUUCCAAGGCGCCACCAUCGCUUGUGCGGUCCAGCACCCUUACCGACUCGUCGUCGACGAUGAACAACGGAGGAAUUCAAGACACAUUUAGCGAGUACUCGGACGACGGCCACGCGUCCAUUGAGCGCCUCACGCGGCAACUUGAGGGCCAGCAACGCAAGGUUAAGAAGCUCCAGGCAUCCCUGACACUCGCCGAGAAAAAGAUGGAUGGCCUACAGUUCGAGCUCGACGAACUUCAAGUGCGCGAAGACGGCGAGACGCAGCAUGGUCUCCAACUACGGACGUGGAACCUCACGCUGCUUCAAGAGUUUGAGAUUCUCAAGCUCCAAUUGGUGCAAGACGCUAUUGCAACCGCCGGCUCGCUCGAGCCUGCGUACGAUCACAUCCACAAGAUCCACGAAUUGACUCGCGCCGCCUACGUAUUUGAACCAGAGACCACGAUCGACGAGAUUCGCAAUGACUCGCUCGAGGACGACGACGACGAGGAUGAAAGCGAGUUUGGCAAGCACUCGCUGAGCUCGAGUCACCGUGAGAUCGACUCCAACUUUAACUUUGACCCUGAAGUCGAGUGGAGCGGAGGGUCCCCAAAGAACGACGACUCGAUCGUGCUGGAAGAGAUGAGCUUUACGACGUUAGCUCACGAUCCACCGCCGUUCGCGCCUUGUGUGCUAGCCGAGGACGGCAACCACGUCCUCAUCGACGAGUUGCGCAACGUCUUGAAGCGCAACCAGCGCCUGCAGCAAACGACAGAGUUUUUGCUCGUCGCACUCCAGCCAGCAGGCUCAACGGGAGAUGCGCCACUGCCAGACCCAAUCCCAGUCGCAGUGCCAGCGCUCCCGAAAGAACUCGACCCGCUCGGCCUUGUAUUGGACCGCGACCUGGACUUGAACGUGCGCCUCAAGCAGCUCCAGGAUGAAAACGCAAAGUUGCGCGCAGAUCUCGAACAACUCCAAACCCAAAUGCAGCUGCAGCAAGGCCUUGGUCGACUGAACGCGGUCAUUGCCGAAAAGAACGAUCUCGCUGCCAAAGUCAAGUCGCUCGAAGCCGCGCUCGCCUCCGCACCCUCUCCCGAGGCGUUCCAGAAGCUCGAGACCAACCUCGUGUCAGCACUGACUACGGUCGCGACGCUGGAGAAGCGCGCCCAGGAGCUCGAGCGGUGUCCGCCACCGACGCCAACUCCUACGCCAGCGGCACACUCGCAUCAUGUACCAGCGAGCCCUGUGCGCUCGGAAAUGGCCACCGAGUCUAUGAAGCACAUGCAAACGCUCAAGCAAGAAAAUCUCGCCAUGAAGUUUCGGCUCACCACGCUGGAGCCGCUCCAAGAAAAAUACGAGAUUGCAGAGAAGGAGCGCAAGCGACUGAGCUUGCGAUUGCAGCAGUUCGUGGCCGACGACAGCACGGACGCGGUCGGACCGCGGUCCCGGCAAAAUACGAUGGACAAAACCCACGACGACGUGCGCCCGGACGCCCUCACGCGCCAGCGCAUGGCCGGCAUGGACAUGCAGAUCAACGUGCUCAACGAGCUCCACCGGACGCAGACGAUGCAGAUCCAGCACAUGGAGGAAGACUACGCCAAGGUGCGCGCCGACUUUGUGGCCCACAUGAAAGAGAUGCAAGACGCGAUGGCGGCACUCGCCAAAGAGCACACGCUGCUGCAAACACCCGAGGGUCGCCGCGCCGCGCUCGCGCACCCGCUCGCGUAAAAGCUCUUGUAGUAUGUCCCUGGUGGCAAAGGUCGUGUAGAGAAAAGUUGACGUAGAAUUAAAUACUGAUAGAUAGAUGGAGCGAGGGACAAUGGAAGGACCUCGACUUUUGUACAA